This is a messenger RNA of Callithrix jacchus (white-tufted-ear marmoset), 2166 nucleotides long. The record is from RefSeq and is a predicted model, not a curated record. Lineage: Eukaryota; Metazoa; Chordata; Mammalia; Primates; Cebidae.
UCUUGCUCUGUCGCCCAGGCUGGAGUGCAAUGGCGUUAUCUCGGCUCACUGCAUCCACCACCUCGUGGAUUCAAGCAAUUGUACUGCCUCAGCCUCCUGAGUAGCUGGCAUUACAGGCACGUGUCACCAUGCCCAGCUAAUUUUUUGUAUUUUUAUAGAGACGGGGUUUCAUCACAUUGGUCAGGUUGGUUUCUAAUUCCUGAUCCACCCGCGUCGGCCUCCCACAGUGCUGGGAUUACAGGCGUGACCCACCGCGCCCGGCCUCAUAGCUGUAAUUUUUAAAUGAAAGCUGUAAGAGCUGUGAUUGCACCUGUCUAUAUUUAUAUAUUUAUUUUAUAGGUAUGUUACUUUCUCCCUCUUGAUGGAAUUCCUAAAGAUCAACUUGUAAAGGAGCUCUAUUUCAUUGGCUUUAGAAAACCACAUGCACUUAUGUAAAUUAAGACUAGUCAAACAGGCUUCUGUUAUCUUUAGAUGUGGAAGAUGGUAAACGUGUAAAGUAUAAAACUAUAAAUUAAAUGUAAGAACACCACAUGCAAUAAAAGUGAAUUGCUUGGCUGGGCGGUGCUCGGCUCUGUCAUCCCAGCACUUUGGAAGGUUGAUUGGAGGUGGAUCAUUUGAGGCUAGGAGUUCAAGAACAGCCUGGGGAGCCAGGCAGGCAGAUCAUGAGGUCAGGAGUUCGAGACCAUCCUGGCCAACAUGGUGAAACCCCGUCUUUACUAAAAAUACAAAAAUUAGCCAGGCAUGGUGGCAGGUGCCUGUAAUCCCAGCUACUCAGGAGGCUGAGUCAGGAGAAUCACUUGAACCCAGGAGGCAGAGGUUGCAGUGAGCCGAGAUCGUGCCACUGUACUGUAUCCUAGGUGGCAGAGCAAGACUCUGUCUCAAAAAACAAACAAACAAACACACACACACACACGGUAAUUUACCAUCCAUGGUGCCUCGCACCUGUAGUCCUAGCUACUCGGGAGGCUGAGCAGGGAGGAUCACCUGAGCCCUGGAGACAGAGGUUGCAGUGAGCCGUGAUCACACCACUGCACUUCAGCCUGGGUGACAGAACAAGACCCUGUCUCAAAAAAUAAAUAAAAAUUUUUACAAAGUGAACUGAGGGUGGGCGUGUGGCUCAUGCCUGUAAUCCCAGCACUCUGGGAGGCUGAAGCAGGUGGAUUGCUUGAGUCCAGGGUUUGAGACCAGGCUGGGUAACAGUGAAACCCUGUCUAUACUAAAUAUAUUUAAAAAAUUAGGAUAGCAGCGAUCUCCUCCUCGGCAUCAUGGCCGCCCUUAGACCCCUUGUGAAACCCAAGAUCGUCAAAAAGAGAACCAAGAAGUUCAUCCGGCACCAGUCAGACCGAUAUGUCAAAAUCAAGUGUAACUGGCGGAAACCUAGAGGUAUUGACAACAGGGUUCGUAGAAGGUUCAAGGGCGAGAUCUUAAUCCCUAACUUUGGUUAUGGGAGCAAUAAGAAAACAAAGCACAUGCUGCCCAGUGGCUUCCGGAAGUUCCUGGUCCACAACGUCAAGGAGCUGGAAGUGCUGCUGAUGUGCAACAAACCUUACUGUGCUGAGAUCGCUCACAAUGUUUCCUCCAAGAACUGCAAAGCCAUCGUGGAAAGAGCUGCCCAGCUGGCCAUCAGAGCCACCAACCCCAAUGCCAGGCUGCGCGGCGAAGAAAAUGAGUAGACAGCUUAUGUGCACGUUUUGUGUUCAAAUAAAACUGGCCUCUUCCUUAAUUUAAAAAAAAAAAAAAAAUUAGCUGAGCAUUGUGGCCCGCGCCUGUAGUUCCACCUACUCGGGAGGCUGAGUGGGGAGGAUCACUUGAGCCCUGGAGUCAGAGGUUGCAGUGAGCUGUGAUGUCACCGCACUGCACUCCAGUCUGGGUGACAAAGUGAGACCCUGUCUAAAAAAAAAAGAAAGAUGACUUGCUUCAUGGAUGUCAAGUCUGACAAUAAAUUAAUUUUAAAAAGUAAAGCAGAGACCCGUCAGUGGUUUUUUUCUGGCUUGCUUGGAUGGUUAUUUCUCAGACACGGUGUUAUUUUGUCAGCCAGGCUGACGUGCAGUGGCACGAUCUCAGCUUACUGCAGCCUCUGCCUCCCAGGUUCAAGCGAUUCUCGUGCUUCAGCCUCCCGAAUACCUGGGAUUACAGGCAUGAGCCACCACGCCCUGCUAUUUUUGU